This is a messenger RNA of Lutra lutra (Eurasian river otter), 3298 nucleotides long. RefSeq names its product protein HIRA. Gene Ontology annotation, cellular component: nucleus; HIR complex. The record is from RefSeq and is a predicted model, not a curated record. Gene Ontology annotation, biological process: DNA-templated transcription; regulation of DNA-templated transcription; chromatin remodeling. Gene Ontology annotation, molecular function: protein binding; nucleosome binding. Lineage: Eukaryota; Metazoa; Chordata; Mammalia; Carnivora; Mustelidae.
CCGGAGGGCGGCGCGGGAGGAAGCAGCGGCGGUGGCUCCAUGGCCCGCGCGCGCUGAGGGACGCGGCUCUCGCCUCAGCCCGGCGGCGGCGGCGGCCGAACAAUGAAGCUCCUGAAGCCGACCUGGGUCAACCACAAUGGAAAGCCAAUUUUUUCAGUUGAUAUUCACCCUGACGGGACCAAGUUCGCAACUGGAGGACAAGGACAGGAUUCUGGGAAGGUUGUGAUCUGGAAUAUGUCUCCAGUCCUCCAGGAGGAUGACGAGAAGGAUGAAAAUAUUCCCAAGAUGCUUUGCCAGAUGGACAAUCACUUAGCAUGUGUGAACUGUGUGCGGUGGUCAAACAGUGGGAUGUAUUUAGCUUCUGGGGGAGAUGACAAACUGAUUAUGGUGUGGAAGCGGGCUACGUACAUCGGCCCCAGCACCGUGUUCGGCUCCAGUGGUAAGCUUGCCAAUGUGGAGCAGUGGCGAUGUGUCUCUAUCCUCCGGAGUCACUCAGGCGAUGUGAUGGAUGUAGCAUGGUCUCCCCAUGACGCGUGGCUGGCCUCAUGCAGCGUGGAUAACACUGUCGUCAUCUGGAAUGCUGUGAAGUUCCCAGAAAUUCUAGCUACGCUGAGAGGCCAUUCUGGCUUGGUAAAGGGGUUGACUUGGGACCCUGUUGGUAAAUACAUUGCCUCUCAAGCUGAUGACCGCAGCCUAAAGGUGUGGAGAACACUGGACUGGCAGUUGGAGACCAGCAUCACCAAGCCUUUUGAUGAGUGUGGAGGGACAACCCAUGUGUUGCGUCUCAGCUGGUCACCUGAUGGGCACUACCUGGUGUCUGCCCACGCCAUGAACAACUCUGGCCCCACUGCCCAGAUCAUUGAACGAGAGGGCUGGAAGACCAACAUGGACUUUGUCGGGCACCGGAAAGCUGUGACUGUUGUGGUAAAAAUUCAACCCAAAAUCUUCAAAAAGAAGCAGAAGAACGGGAGUUCUGCAAAGCCCAGCUGCCCGUAUUGCUGCUGUGCUGUUGGCAGCAAGGACCGUUCUCUCUCUGUCUGGCUCACGUGUCUGAAACGGCCUUUGGUUGUCAUCCAUGAACUAUUUGACAAAUCCAUCAUGGAUAUUUCCUGGACUCUGAACGUGGGCAUCUUGGUGUGCUCCAUGGAUGGCUCUGUGGCAUGCUUAGAUUUCUCCCAGGAUGAGCUCGGAGACCCCUUGAGUGAGGAGGAGAAGAGCCGCAUUCAUCAGUCCACGUAUGGCAAGAGCUUGGCCAUCAUGACUGAGGCCCAGCUCUCCACAGCUGUCAUUGAGAACCCAGAGAUGCUCAAAUACCAACGCAGGCAGCAGCAACAGCAGCUGGACCAGAAGAGUGCCUCGGCCAGAGAGACGAGCUCAGCUGCCUCAGUUGCUGGUGUCGUCAACGGGGAAAGUCUGGAAGACAUUAGGAAGAAUCUUUUGAAGAAACAAGUUGAGACUCGGACAGCAGAUGGUCGCAGAAGAAUCACGCCUCUCUGCAUAGCACAGCUGGACACCGGGGACUUCUCCACGGCAUUCUUUAACAGCAUCCCACUCUCAGGCUCCCUGGCGGGCACCAUGCUCUCCUCUCAUAGCAAUCCACAGCUACUGCCACUGGAUUCCAGUACCCCCAACUCCUUUGGCGCCUCGAAGCCCUCCACAGAGCCUGUGGCUACAACUGGCGCCAGGCCGGCUGGUGAUACUGUCAGUAAGGACAGUGUGAAUGCUACCUCUACUCCUGCUGCAUCAUCGCCCUCCAUGUUAACAACCCCGUCCAAGAUUGAACCCAUGAAAGCAUUUGACUCCCGAUUCACGGAGCGGUCCAAAGCCACGCCAGGUGCUCCUUCCUUGACCAGUGUGACUCCAACAGCCGUGGAAAGGUUGAAAGAGCAAAACCUUGUGAAGGAGCUAAGGCCGCGGGACCUCCUGGAGAGCAGCAGUGACAGCGACGAAAAGGUCCCUGUGGCUAAGCCCUCCUCGCUGUCCAAGCGAAAACUGGAGCUUGAGGUGGAAACAGUGGAAAAGAAGAAAAAAGGGCGGCCUCGGAAGGACUCUCGGCUCAUGCCUGUGUCUCUGUCUGUCCAGUCCCCAGCUGCCCUGACUGCAGAGAAGGACGCCGUGUGUUUGUCUGUACCAGCACCUGCACUGAAACUACCCAUGCCAGGCCCCCAGAGAGCAUUCACCCUCCAGGUGAGCUCCGAUCCCUCCAUGUACAUUGAAGUGGAGAAUGAAGUGACUGCCGUGGGGGGUGUGAAGCUAAGUCGUUUGAAGUGUAACCGGGAAGGGAAGGAGUGGGAGACAGUACUCACCAGCCGGAUCCUCACCGCUGCCGGCAGCUGUGACGUGGUAUGUGUCGCCUGUGAAAAGAGGAUGCUGUCCGUGUUCUCUGCCUGUGGUCGCCGCCUCCUCCCUCCCAUUCUCCUGCCGUCCCCAAUCUCCACUUUGCACUGCACGGGCUCCUACGUCAUGGCACUCACUGCUGCAGCCACGUUGUCUGUCUGGGAUGUUCACAGACAGGUGGUUGUGGUGAAAGAGGAAUCUCUACACUCCAUCUUGGCAGGAAGUGACAUGACAGUGUCACAGAUCUUGCUGACACAGCAUGGAAUCCCAGUGAUGAAUCUGUCUGAUGGGAAGGCAUACUGCUUUAAUCCAUCACUUUCUACAUGGAACCUGGUUUCUGACAAGCAGGACUCCCUGGCCCAGUGUGCGGACUUCAGGAGCAGCCUGCCUCCCCAGGAUGCCAUGCUAUGCUCCGGACCUUUAGCCAUAGUCCAGGGCCGUGCCUCCACUUCAGGAAGACAGGCAGCCCGGCUCUUCUCCGUGCCUCAUGUAGUGCAGCAGGAGACCACCCUGGCCUACCUGGAGAAUCAGGUUGCGGCGGCACUCACCCUGCAGUCCAGCCAUGAGUACCGCCAUUGGCUCCUCCUCUACGCUCGGUACCUUGUGAAUGAAGGGUUUGAAUACCGGCUCCGAGAAAUAUGCAAGGACUUACUGGGUCCGGUUCACUACUCCACUGGAAGCCAGUGGGAGUCAACGGUAGUGGGUCUGCGGAAGAGGGAGCUGCUGAAGGAGCUGCUGCCAGUCAUCGGGCAGAAUCUCCGCUUUCAGCGCCUCUUUACCGAGUGUCAGGAGCAGCUCGACAUCCUGAGGGACAAGUAGCCUGCCCAGACCUUCCCUGGCUGCAGCAAGGGCAAGGCCACCCUCACGCUGCUGACAAUGCGCAGGGCCCCCUCUCACCUCGUCAGACUACAGAAGGACGAGGAGACACUGGCAGGAGGUGGGCUGUCCUGUGCCAGCGCUG